CAGCUCUUCAGCAGCCUCUGAAUCACAGACACCACCGACUCUACGCGGAUUUUGCUCCAUAAAAGCGCGUCCCUUGAAACCGCAACCUCGAUAUCCAAUAGCUGUGUGUGUUGUUUAAAAGAAAAGAUCGUGAUAAAUUAAAAACGGACCGGUUUGAGGUAAAAAAGGGGCGUCUGCGCACAUCAGCAGCCGUUAGCGGUCUGAGCUAGCUGCAUCGCGCGACGCAUCUCGCCCGCGAGACGUCGGGCUGAAUAACCGUGCGCGUUAUUAUCAUCAUCACCCACAUCAAUUAAACUGAACGGUGCAUCAGGAUCGCAGCGGGUUCGGCGGAGCUGUCCGGCUCUUGCUUGCACUGCGGGCCUGGGUGUGGGUGCGGAGAAUGCUAAAGGAUGAGUCAGAGGGACACCCUGGUUCAUCUGUUUGCUGGAGGCUGCGGUGGCACCGUAGGUGCAAUACUGACAUGUCCGCUGGAGGUGGUGAAGACGAGGCUGCAGUCUUCUUCGGUGACUCUUUACGUUUCAGAGGUUCAGCUCAGCACUGUGAAUGGGCCCAGCGUGGCCCGCAUGUCCCCACCGGGGCCCCUGCACUGUCUCAAGUUAAUACUAGAGAAAGAAGGUCCUCGCUCACUCUUUAGGGGGCUUGGGCCCAACUUGGUGGGAGUGGCUCCAUCCAGAGCAAUUUAUUUUGCUGCCUACUCCACAGCCAAAGAGAAGCUGAACAAUGUUUUUGAUCCUGACUCCACACAGGUGCACAUGCUGUCCGCUGGUUUAGCAGGGUUCACUGCCAUCACAGCAACCAACCCGAUCUGGCUUAUAAAGACUCGAUUGCAGCUCGAUGCCAGGAACCGUGGAGAACGGCGUAUGAGUGCAUUUGAGUGUGUCCGGCGGGUCUAUCAGUCAGAUGGGUUACGGGGAUUCUACAGGGGCAUGUCUGCUUCUUAUGCUGGCAUAUCAGAGACUGUCAUCCACUUUGUCAUCUACGAAAGCAUUAAACGCAAACUCAUUGAGUCCAAGGCCAACGCUAACAUGGAUGACGAAGAUGAAUCUGUAAAAGAUGCUUCGGACUUUGUCGGAAUGAUGCUGGCUGCUGCCACAUCCAAGACUUGUGCCACCUCAAUUGCUUAUCCUCACGAGGUUAUUCGUACCAGACUACGUGAGGAGGGCAGCAAGUAUCGUUCGUUCUUCCAAACUCUAAGUAUGGUGGUCCGGGAGGAGGGUUACAGAGCACUGUACCGAGGCCUCACUACUCACCUGGUCCGACAGAUCCCUAAUACCGCUAUAAUGAUGUGCACCUAUGAGCUGGUGGUCUACCUGCUCAAUGGUUAACAGAUGAAGAGAGACAGGAAAGAGAGGGAGAGAGACAGCGAGAGAGAUGAACAGGGUGAGAAAGCAAAAGCUAGAUGGAGACAGAGAGAGAGAUUGUCCCAGGCUUAGACCAAAGGAAGUAGAACAAAUCCUAGAAACGCAAUGUCAACUCAGGCCCCCCAGAAGGGGGGAUAAAGUCUCUGAGAACCAGAGGGAUUCAAGCCUGUCAGACUGGAGAGCGUUUCCAAAAAGUAUAAGCGAUGGUAAACAGAUACGCUACAGCUGUCUGUCCAUUCGUUUCAAAAUGUUUUACGAAAAGUCCGUUUUGAAAGGACAAUCAAAGAGGAGAAUGCUUGAAGAAAAAACAAAAGCCUGAAUCGGCUCGAAAAAAUAAAUGCUCUUAGCAAAAUCAUUUUAUCUGAGCCAUUGUUUUAAUAAAAGAAAAACAAAUCUGUCAAGAUCUGAAAUGACUGAAGGUCUUUGAAGGAGGAAAAAAGAAGCACAAGAAAGUGUUUUUUUUUUGUUUUGUUUUUUUAGAUGUGACACAAUAGCACUGCUGUAAAGGAUGUUUUUCUUAGUUCACAGUUUCAUAAAGACGUCGUUUCGCCUUUCCAGAAUUUGUUAAUUCAAGCAUUCUCCUCUAAAGGUCACCUUCCACUCUUUCCAAACUGGCAGAUGGUGGUCCGCGCACAAAUGUCCAUUUGCUGUUGUUGAAUUGACGGUCACGCGAUCUGUGGCCCCUCAUGUGCUUCAAACUGAAGUGUUUCUUCGUUAGGUUCAUGUUAAGUUUAACCAUACUUAUUUCGUGUGUGUUUUUUCGAUGAUCAUACCGUUGUCCUGAUUAUCAGUAUAGUAUAUACGUCGGGGUGGUAUUUUUCGAAUUGGGAGAUAUUGUCCUGCUCGCGUCACUGGGCCUGAUUGAACUGAGAUGGAGCGUUCUCGACUUUAUCGCCACCGUUCGCUGCUGAAUGGUAGUGGCUAAUGCUAACCCUGAGCAUGUUGCCUACAAACAACAUGCCACGUCGUGACGACAUUAUUCGUCGUAAGGCAAUAGUCAUUUUUCCACUUGAGUGGGAAUACAAGCUGCAGAAUUGUUCCAACCCUACGGAUUCCUCUAACAGUGGCUUCUGACUGACCGUUUAUGCACUUUGUGGCCUGUCUGGGCUUGCGCAAAACUUUUUUUCUUUUGUUUAGAACAAUUUUGAUCUUGUAUUGUAAAGCAUAGUAUUACUAUGUAAGCAAGACAGUGUUUUGCUGAACCGUUCCCUUUGGAAGUUAUUGUACAGUUCAGUGUACUAAACUUUUAGUGAAGGAUAUUCUUGUAUGUGUAUAUUCUAUAUGUAUGCAUAUCAAAUAUCCAGUGUUCAUAACUUAAGUCCUCUGAUUAUGCAGUAGUAUUAUUUGAAUGACUGCAUAUGUUUGAUAGAUUCAUCACAGAAGGAUGUUGUGAAACUCAUUUGGUUGAAUGUUUGUUUUUUUUUUUUUUUUUAUGCAUUUUAUAUCUUUUGUUUAUCACUCCUCAUUCUGGCCCUGGACUCGUUGCUUGAAAAGGAGUCACUUUUUUAUUUUUAUUUUUUAUUUUUUUUUGUCUGUCCGAGUGUUUUCAUCUGGCUUAAUUGUUUACAUUACUGUUGUCUGUACUUUCACACCCUCAUGAUAUGAAGGAUCUCAAACUGUUAGUGUUUUACACGUUAUCCACAUCAUUUCCACAGACAGUUCGGACCUUCAGACAGGGCUUAAAAUUAUAAUUUUCGGUAAUCAAUAUUACCUCAUAUUGAUAGAUACCAACAUGAGGUAAUAUUAAAACAAAGAUGUAAGUAACCCUGAAAA
This is a messenger RNA of Puntigrus tetrazona (Sumatra barb), 3134 nucleotides long. It is a transcript of the gene slc25a36a, whose product is annotated as solute carrier family 25 member 36a. The record is from RefSeq and is a predicted model, not a curated record. Lineage: Eukaryota; Metazoa; Chordata; Actinopteri; Cypriniformes; Cyprinidae. Gene Ontology annotation, cellular component: mitochondrion. Gene Ontology annotation, biological process: pyrimidine nucleotide import into mitochondrion. Gene Ontology annotation, molecular function: pyrimidine nucleotide transmembrane transporter activity. Bases 390 to 1325 code for a protein of 311 amino acids. The transcript is spliced from 7 exons.